This is a messenger RNA of Chroicocephalus ridibundus (black-headed gull), 1484 nucleotides long. Its product is annotated as elongin-A-like. The coding region runs from base 164 to 766 and encodes 200 amino acids. The record is from RefSeq and is a predicted model, not a curated record. Lineage: Eukaryota; Metazoa; Chordata; Aves; Charadriiformes; Laridae. The transcript has 3 exons.
UACCACAGGUCGUGGCCAAAGAGCACACGCUUACGCCUGCCUUGCUUCUGCUUUGCCAGGGCUGCACCUUGGAAUUGCUCUCUGCUCUCCCAGGCUGUGGCUGCUUCUCCUGCUUCCGCCUGCGCGGGACAGGGUCCAUUUUCCCCACAAUCCCAGCUUUGCAAUGCACGGACGGGGGAGAGGUCAAGCAGCCAAAACUCUGUUUCUGGCCUCUCCACCAAAGGCCCCUCGGGACGAAGGAAGGACACAAGAGAAGUCUGGCACUGGGGGAGCUCUUCUGCCACAGAAGACCAACAAAAGCCACGCUCCUGGGAGUGAGGGCAAGGCCCACGAUGGGCCCAGCACCACCACUGCCCACUCUGUCCCAUCUUUGGGCAGGACCGUGUUCUCCUCCUGGUUUCCUGAGCCCAACAAACCACCAGCCAAGAGUAAGUACAAACCGCAGAACAUCCCCUGGCCUCCUAGAGCUCCUCCUUUACAAAGGCACAAAUCUGCUCUUUCUGCGGCAAGGGAAAUCCCGGCUCUGCAGGAGGGGGGUCGUGUUGGCGGCCUCUCUCCUCUCCUCUCCUCUCCUCUCCCUAAGGAGAGGCUAAAGGCUCUGCAAAGUUGCCCCUUGGAAUUGCUCUCUGCUCCCCUACUCUGUGCCUGCUGCUUUCAUGGCAGGGGGUUGGGCUUCACUUGUGGGUUUGUUGCGUUCUCUCUUGCAGAAAUUGCACCCAUCAUGGCCAAGGCUGUCAAAGAUUUCAAAAACAGGUUCUCUCGGUAACAACUUUGCCGGCCAGGCCUGGCACUUUCCCUCUCGCGGACAAGUGGCACCCAAGGAGGAGAAGGUCCCCAAACAGCCCUUUUCUUCGGACUCUGGGGAGGCUGCAGCUUUGUCAUCUGCCAAAAGAAAGCUGUACGGAAUCUCCCGGCACAAAAGCCUGGCAAGUCUUGGCACCGGUGGAGAGUGGCAGAUCCAGAGACCAGUUACUGCUUAACCUCUUAAUACGUUAUUAAACGGUUUUCAUUACUAUUUUGCCCCUUGUCAUUUUUGCCCUCAUCAAGGUACGGUCCCCCCUAACAGCAAUGCUGGGGGCAAUACCCACACCCGAGUAUGCCGCUCUCGGGCUCAUGAAGGGCCAGUUGAGCAGCGCCCAAGAUUGGCUUGGGGACUCAGCUUUGCCCCGGUCAGCGCGCACAGACAGCUCCGCCGGCUCGGCCUUUGGCAGCCACGCAACCAGCAGCAGAGCUGCUCCAGAGCUGCCACCAACAACAGCCUCCACUACCGCCACCUUCUCCCAGACAGCCAAGGCCUGGGGCAGACAACAUGCCUUGCGGCAGGACAAUCUCUCCCCUUUACCACCCGCACGCACCCCGCAGCGCUAACAGAGAGCACGGCUCCCUCCGCACAUGGCCUGGCUCUGCCCACACCCGUCCUCUGCUGGCACCACCUCUGCCUGAGCUCCCUUUCAAGGCAGACGUGACCCACAGGACCAAACGCU